UCAUGAGGAACCUGCUCACCACACAGGAUCAGAAUUUCUACCGCGAGUUGAUUCUCAAGGAGGCCUACACACGACUAGCAUGGAAGAUGAAAUACAGCGGGGAAUAUCCCAUCAGCUCCUCCUCUCGCAGGUCUAAAUCCAUCGGGCUUUUCAACCCUCCAUCUGUCAGUGAAGUCACACUGCCUCCCGUGGUCCAGACGCAGAAACCCAAGACCCCUGUAGUGACCCGGGGGGUCCUGAGCGAAGCCCCUCUGAUGAGACCCGUGAGCUCACAAACCAAAGCUUCUCUGUAUGCCGGAUUAUCUAAUGAUGGUAAAGGACGACGGCUGUACCUGAAGAAACGUACUGAACAAGGUCCAGAGGAGAAGUAUGAACAUCCGAUACUGUCAUCCUGGGAUUAUGGAUGGAGGUUAGGUGACUAUGAGAUGACCUGUAAGACGCCAGGCAACGGAAGAUCUGAGAUCGUAAGGAACACUUUCUACGCCAGGAAUGGCAUUUUUAAUAUUCCCUCGGCUACAGAUCAAUGCCGCUGAACUGCUCGAUCAACUCCAGAGCUGUUUUCGUUGAAAUGUUCUUAUGAAAUUCAGACCCAGAAUACUGUGACAAAGUAAAUUCUAAUGUUUAUUCAUCAGGUCAAAUGCGACACAACGCUCUCACAUGGGUUGUGCAUAGAGUUCAUUGAUGAACAAUAGAGAGAAAUGAGAUGGAACCUUACCCUCACUGUCUCAUAGCAACCAGUAAACCAACACGUUGAAUGUCUGGUUCAUUAUUUACAAGCACAGGAAGAUCUUCAGCAACUUUCAAUGAAGCUCUGUCUUUAAUUAAAAUAAAAUUAUUUUUUUCAUCUGUUUUGUAGUUGAAUGUGUAAGAAGUAGACAGGUGUAAGGUAUUUAUUGCUAAAGCCAGUGGAUAAAACACACAUCAAAUGAGACUUGAGUUAAGUUAUUUUGGUAGACAAAAAUAUAUUUGUGAUACCUCAAGAAGCUGCGUGAUAAAACGACAUUUGAUUUAUUUAGUGAUGUAAU
Messenger RNA from Triplophysa dalaica, 1025 nucleotides. RefSeq names its product protein ATP6V1FNB. The transcript has 2 exons. Lineage: Eukaryota; Metazoa; Chordata; Actinopteri; Cypriniformes; Nemacheilidae. The coding region runs from base 3 to 533 and encodes 176 amino acids. The record is from RefSeq and is a predicted model, not a curated record.